Exophiala aquamarina CBS 119918 is the source of this 1458-nucleotide messenger RNA. RefSeq lists its product as uncharacterized. The coding region runs from base 1 to 1458 and encodes 485 amino acids. Lineage: Eukaryota; Fungi; Ascomycota; Eurotiomycetes; Chaetothyriales; Herpotrichiellaceae. The transcript has 2 exons. The record is from RefSeq and is a predicted model, not a curated record.
AUGUUUGACUUUUAUUCUGAACGGCUGUUGAAUAACACCAAAAACUUCCAACCCCGUGAUGGAAAUAGGUGCAUUGAGAUGAUUGAUUAUGAGGGAAAAGGCGUUGUCGUGUGCGAAGAAAACGAAGUCGAAAAAGACAACAUCGCCGACUGGGCAGCUUCUAGUAGUAGACAUGAGAAGUGCAAGGAUGGUCAUUCUUUGCGACUUCUGAUCGGAGCACCCGAGAAUCAUGAAAGCGACAGCGAGAUCCUGCCGCUGCCGUUUUCCCCAUCCACUUACGGCGCUAUCUGCAGAGCAUGGCAACUUCCUUCCGAGUUUCUGCGUAUGGUAAUGAGUACUUUGCCACUGAACGUUGCUUUCGAAGCUCUCGACUCAGAAGGCCAGGCUGUGAAGGGCCUGAUGCUAAGAGCUGGCAGAUCGCGAGACUGGAAUUUCUGCCUUGGGAUCGUCCACAGUCCGUCCACAAGGACCACUUGCGGCAUUCUCAGCGGCAUGCAGUAUGAAGAGAUCGAAAAGCUCUUGCAGUGCCUGCGGGAGUCUCGAGCUCAUGUCCAUGACCCACUGCUCGUACCCGUCUUCUUGCUUGAGUUGAGAGUUCAUUUCUUCGCCCUUCUCCUGGAAAAGAGGGCCCUUGGUAUCGAAGGCAUUGAAUAUGCGACGGGUAUGCGCCAUGGUUUCAGCACAGAUCCGCGUAAGAUUGCCCUCGCUGAUCAGGAGAGAAAAUUCAAGGCCAAAUUGCUUGACUUCGAUCCAAUCACUCAAAAGCUUACGGGGGUGACAGGGACUUUGAGUUUCUGCGAUAUGACCUUUCGCUCUAGUAAGCGUGCACUAGACCUCGUGGUCAAUAUGAGGACAGAGAUGGGGCUUGAAAAGCGUAUGUCAAGCGGCGGUGCUCUCGAUUCAACAAUUAGCGAUCCCAUAGGUCGAAGGAUCGACUACCUCAGCGAAUUGAUCAACGGAUCACAAGCAUAUGGGGCUGUACUUUCGGCGCGCACCAAAGCACAAGUACAAACUGUGUACUCGAUGAUUGGCCAGCGAGAUAAUCGAGUGAACAUCGAAACUGCAGCAGCAUCUCGAGAAAUAGCAGAAGAUUCGCGUCGAGUCGCAAUUCUUACCAGGAAGGACAGCCUCGAUAUGCGGAUUAUAGCAGGAGUAACUCUUAUCUUCCUGCCAGGAACAUUCAUGGCGACUAUGUUCGGUUCUGGUUUCUUCAGAUUCUUACCAGAGAACUCCACACAACUGGUCUCAGGCUGGAUCUGGCUCUAUUGGACGCUGACGAUCACCAGCACCGCGAUGGUCCUUCUCUCCUGGUUCUACCUCUCGAAACAACACGGCCGCAGAUUCUUUGACAUUGAACGUCGCGAGCGUUCCCUUUUGGCAUCCUCUCGCGGCAGAGAGGAGGCAGCAAUGCUUCGUGAACGCCCAGUCCUGAAGAGCGAGGUCUCGUCGCGACGCUAA